CAUAGAAACCCUUAUUUUAAUUUCAGUGGAUAUGGAAACAGUGCGUGCAAGAUUAUAAAUAAAAAGCACAGACCCCGAUUUCUUCCGUCUUUUUUAUCGAGAAAGGGCUUGCGUGACGCAACUUUAGGUUUAAGACGGACCCCGCAAAAUAACAAAAAAGUUUUAUUAUCGCUUACUCUCUUACUCUUGCUCUUCCUUUCUGUCUGUCGAAUUUUUGCAACUUUUUUUUUGUCAACCACCCUUUCUACCUUUACUUACAUUGACCUUAUUAAAAGAUCCCAAUGGCCUUCAAGUUUAAUUGGCCAGAGUUCGAUGCUGAAUUCUACAAAGAAGCACGCUCACAAUUAGAAGCUGCUUUGAAUAAAGGAAAUAAACCAAAGAACAUUGUCGAUUAUAUUUCUGUUAAAGAGUUAAAUAUGGGAACAACUGCACCUGAAUUGGAAAUACUAGAAAUAGGAGAACUUUCAACCGAUAAGUUUCGAGGCAUAUUCAAGUUAACUUAUUGCGGUGAUGCUUAUAUUGUUAUACAGACAAAAGUUCAGGCCAAUCCAAUGCAUGCAAACGAAUCCGAUUUACCCCGACAUACUCGACCAACUGUACUAGCAGCAGAUCAACCACUUAUUGUACCCAUGUUAUUAAGGAUUAGCGACCUUAAAUUGAGAGGAAUCAUUGUGCUUGUAGUGUCCAAGGCGAAGGGCAUCACGCUCGUGUUUAAAAAUGAUCCGCUCGAAAGCAUUGUUGUGAGUUCAACCUUUGAUAGCAUUACGAGUGUUCGAUCAUUCUUACAACGCGAAAUUGAAAACCAAUUGAGGAAUUUAUUUCAAGAAGACUUGCCCGUCAUGAUACAUAACCUAAGUUUACGUCAUAUUCAAAAAGAACAAGAGAAACAAGCAAAACGAGAACAAGAGGAAUGGUUACAGACACAAAGACUCGAGAUUAUGAAAAAGAAUGCUAAAAAUACCCGAUCAGUCUUUUCUGAUCCAGGAAUUCGACGUAGCAACACGAUGUCAUCAGCGUCUGUUAAUGCCAUGCACAGAACUACCACAACUACAGCAGGAACAUCGGCAACAGCCAUUCCGUCUCCCACAAAUAACCGAAAGCAUUUUGAUGCUUUAUCGAUGCCGGACCUUGACACCUCAUCCACGCCUGCCUCAUAUGCACCUUCUCGGUUUCCUUCCUCCUUUUCAUACAGCCAGGACGUACCGCUGUCACCGCUGACGAACCCUUUUAGACGAUCUUACAAUAGACAAAUGUACAGUAGUUUUAGUGAUUUAUAUUUUAUGAAUGAAACAUCUGGCGAGAAUAUGAACCAAGCCGAGCUGCUUUCGACAUCACCCGAAGCAGUCAGCUUGGACGGACAGCCGUUUGGAGGCAACAAGGGCAUUCCUGUCACAGCAGCCAACCUGUCGACACUAAAUGAACUCUACAGUAGCCGAUUUGCAGCACUAAAGACGCCACCUUAUUCCGAUUUUGGUGACUCACAAACGAACAAGAUGGGAGAAGAUGAAUGUUCCUAUGAAGAUUAUUAUGAUGAGUCAUCUGUGAACUCGAUGAUCGCUGCAGAAAUGUAUGCAGAUGAUGUGGAUGCACCGUGGUAUAUCACAGAAGGACUGGAAACUCAUUCGGCAAGAGACAAGGAGAAGACAUUGACAAUGAUGCCGAUGGAUGAGGAUAUUGUGUUGAAUCCCAAAGAGAAUACAGUCGCGGCAAAACUGGCCCAGUUAACAAAUAUACAUCACACCAUAUCACCCUUUACACAUACAAUAGAUCACUUUACUUACCGUUCUUUACCGCACACAGUUAAAGUCGAUGUGAAAUCAAAACUUAAAAAGAAACCAAAGCGACGUAUCAUUCGGCUCAACACUCAGUCAUCAACUACAAGCGCAUAGCAAAGAUAAAACUUCAAGCAUUUACCAACUCUUAUAUAUAUUUAUACUGUAUACCUUAUUUAUUUGUUACAAAACGUUUCCUUAUUUUACAAACAUGUAUUGACAGCUUUUAUAUACAUUCCUUUUUUCUUUUUUCUUUUUCAUACCAACUUAACUACACUCAAGCGAUGGUUGCUUUCAACCUUUUCUUUAUUGACAACAUAUAUUUACACAUAAAAUAAUGAAAUAAAGC
Molecule: messenger RNA, 2121 nt
Organism: Rhizopus microsporus ATCC 52813
Lineage: Eukaryota; Fungi; Mucoromycota; Mucoromycetes; Mucorales; Rhizopodaceae
Exons: 3
Coding region: 282-1889 (535 amino acids)
Biological process (GO): phospholipid transport; mitochondrion organization
Cellular component (GO): ERMES complex
Molecular function (GO): lipid binding
Source: RefSeq, a predicted model, not a curated record